Molecule: messenger RNA, 1693 nt
Organism: Harmonia axyridis
Lineage: Eukaryota; Metazoa; Arthropoda; Insecta; Coleoptera; Coccinellidae
Product: protein SERAC1
Exons: 8
Coding region: 238-1602 (454 amino acids)
Source: RefSeq, a predicted model, not a curated record
CGAAUUGGAUUCAAAGCGAGCGAGUUUACGCUACUAACCUUCAGUUUCACAGUUACGUUCCGAGUGUAUUCGAAAAAGAAAAGAAUUUUCUAUUUUUCUCGCGAAAUACCGCAUGACAGUUGUCUGUGAUUGUGGCGAAUAAUCAGUGUACCUUAAAGGACGAAACAGUGAUGUAGUUUUCUUUCCUCUGUGCUUUGCUAGCCAAAUAAAAGGUUCUUAGCUGAGCAUCCUGGAAUCAUGACAGAAGAAAACGAAGAGGAAGAUCCAACAUUUGGUACAUUUAAACGUGAAACAUCGGAUAAUAGCAUCGCUGUCAAUAAAAGAUUGAACUUAGCUGUAGCCAUAGUAACGAGAGCUGUCCUACCCACAGUAUUCAACAUAUACUACUCAAUCCUUAGAAAUCAACAAAUUUUAGUAGAUAAUUUAUGUAACCAAGUGCUGCCCUCUAUACUCGCAUUCAUUGUGAAUACUAUCUCAAGUUCAAUAUCGACAUCUCGACAAGAAAUAACAUUCGUUACACAAGAGGAAAUAGAAGAAGGACAUAACGAAAUUUCCAUCGAAACAAAUGAACAAGGUGCUGAGAGAUCUGUGGAACUUUCCAUCCUUUAUAAACCAGAGGGCGAAUCAGAAGCCGAUGUCAUCUUCAUCCACGGUCUUCACGGUGGUUUGGGAAGAACAUGGACGCAAGGACAGUGGCGUCACGACAAUCACAAGCUGAAAGACCAACUACCAACAACAGCACCAACAGGCGAGAUGUUUGUACCUCCUAAAAAGCAAUCGCUGACAGAAACCAUUCUCAGCAUCUACAAUGCCAGAGCCGCAGAAUACAGGAAGAGGUCGAAAGAUGAAGAUUAUAUAGAAAGCCGAGAAGAAUGGAACUUUAGCGAAAUGGAGGAAGAACAGUGUCAGGAAAACUUGUCGGAUUGUUGGCCAAGGGACUGGAUCAAACUGGACUGCCCAAAUGUUAGGGUUAUGGCAUUGAACUACGACACGGAUGUGUUAUGGUGCCCCAUCUGGAUGAAGCAGCGCAAAAGGACAGGUAUGGUAGAAAGAAGCGAUGAAAUGAUUGAGGAAUUACUCAGGGUAGGAGUAGGAAAAAAACCGAUAAUAUGGGUUGGCCACUCCAAAGGAGGAUUGUACAUAAAACAAAUAAUACUGAAUGCAGUUGAGAGGAAUCCUCUUGGAAGAGUUGACAUUCUCAAUAUCAAGACACAGACAAAAGCAAUAAUGUUCUACAGUGUACCACAUAAAGGAUCCAUCUUAGCAGAUGUAUCUUUGCCUUUCCUCAGAAAAAGUGUUGAGCUUGUGGAAGUACAGAGAAAUUGCGAUUUCAUUUUAGAUUUGGACAAAAAAUUCCUAACCUUAUACCAAAGUGGUGAAUUCAGCCCAGAGAUUUUCAGUUUUAUUGAAACAGCGUUCACCCUGAUGUCUUUUGUUUUUCUCAAGAUCAUUGCUUUCGAUUCAGCAAAUCUCGGUAUAGGAGUGAUAUGUAAAGUUCCUUUAGAUCAUCGAGAAAUUUGCAAACCAGCUGGUAGAGAUUGUUUUUUAUAUAAAGAAUUAAUAAAACUAAUUAAGAAAGUACAGAACAAUAAUAUUGAUUAAAAUAUAAUUUGUUCAUUAAAUGCGCAUUGUGAUAGAAUUUAAUGUUGAAAUAUUGUAUAUUAUUAGCAUUAGAAGACUUUUAUUGAAGUUA